Messenger RNA from Toxorhynchites rutilus septentrionalis, 3115 nucleotides. RefSeq lists its product as uncharacterized. The transcript is spliced from 3 exons. The record is from RefSeq and is a predicted model, not a curated record. NCBI's taxonomy places the organism in Eukaryota, Metazoa, Arthropoda, Insecta, Diptera, Culicidae. The coding region runs from base 600 to 2051 and encodes 483 amino acids.
AUCACCUACAUUCUUACACCAGCGGCAUGACGUACCACAUGUUGAAAACAUCAACAACCCGGACCACCAACAUGCACCGAGUCACCAACCACCACCGAGCCAGCGACGCGACGCACCACAUGCUGAUGUUAGCAUUACUGAUUUUGGGCAGCAUGUGUUUACAAACAUGUGUUGUUUUUCAUUCUCAGACCGAUCCAGGACAAUAGGCCACUUUGUUUAGCAUAAAUAAUCUACAUUUGAAAACGAACUGUACCUUUUUAAACUCAGACAAGAAAUAAAGAAUCAGAGUUAUUUUGUGACCCGAACUGUAUAGAUGUUUAACUGGAGGCUCCGGCGAGAUUCCACAUCGGGAAUAGUAUAAGUGAUUUGUGUUUCAAAAAUUCUAAAAAAGUGCUUAGUGCAUUGUAACUGUGGUGGAAGGAGCCACGGAACCAAGAAGAUCACCAAGCGAGGAGACGGACACUGUGGAUUUCACCCGAUCGAUAGGAGGGCCCUUAGUAGCAGAAGCAGCAACAGCAGCGGAGCAAACAGGAUCAUCCCGGACUAUCUGCCGCUUCUCCCCCGAUAGUGGACGCCGCCAAAAAAGUCCGGAUUCAUCAAUGCCGGCCGAAUCAAGGACACGGUCCUAUAUACUCCUGCUACUAUUCAUUAUUCGACCCGUAGUGCUGGAAACAAAACAUGACGUGAAAAUUCAUCUACAGAACUUAGGACGACAACCUAUCCUGAUAUUUCACCAAGGAGAAGGACGACUCAGACUGGACUACAAAUAUUAUAUACACCAUUUUAAUCUCACCAUCAUUAGAACACAAAUCAAAGGCCUCAGAGAUCAAUUUGAUAACUUUAGCAAAAACCAGUUCACGGAUUUAAUAGUUGAAAAAUUUAACGAAAUAGAUUUCGCUUUAAAAAGCAUAGACCCAAUUAGAAGACAUAAGCGCUGGGAUAGUUUAGGUACGAUUUGGAAAUUCUUAGCUGGUAGCCCAGACGCCAACGAUUUGAAAAUUAUAAAUUCAUCCAUAAAUAAUCUCAUCAUUAAUAAUAAUGAACAAGUAAAAAUAAAUCGCGAAGUUAAUUUACAACUAAAAGAGGCUAUAUUUCAAACAAAAAAAGCAAUACAGUUAUUUAACGUUAGAUCAAUAGAAAUGUACUGUACUAAACUCUUAUUUCACUUGAAUUUCUUGUCUGAAAAACUAAAUCAAAUUAUUAAUACUAUAAUGCUAGCUAAAUUAGGAUUAGUUAAUGAACAAAUUUUAAGCCAAAGAGAAAUUGACAUUUUAAUUACAGACUUAGCUAGGGAAAAUAUUACAGUUCACACUGCUGUGGAGGCAACAAAUUAUGCGACGACGUCGGUAGCAUCGAAUAACUUAGAGAUUGCCCUUAUCAUCAAGAUGCCAAAGCUAGACCCAAGGAUUUUCAACAAGAUACGUCUAUACCCCAUCAUACACAACAAUAAGAAAGUACAUACACUCCAUCAGCUUUAUCUAACCCACGAUGAUGAAAUUUACCGAAUAGGUUCAAUCGAACCAACCAUAUUCGCUACACACGAAAUUCAGCUGGAUAAUACAACUUGUAUACCGAAAUUGUUAAAAGGAGAACCUGCGACUUGCAAUUACACAUCAAACCCAAUCGAAGAAGAAGUCCUUUACCUUGACGAGCGACAUAUACUUAUAAACACGAUGAAAAAUUUCACUUUAUCAUCUAACUGCGGAAUAACUCAAAGGAAUCUUUCAGGAUCAUUUGUUAUAUUCUUCAGCAACUGUCAACUAUACGUCAACAACGUUUUAUACACAUCGAGAGUACAAACCUUACCAGAAUACAUCAAUGAAACCGGAAGCAGUACAACUACCAUUGGACAACAUCCGACCCACGUUCAGGACUUUGUCAAUCAGAGACGUGAUUCAGAUGGAACCGAAUCACCGAAUCACCGAGUCACCAACCACCACCGAGCCAGCGACGCGACGCACCACAUGCUGAUGUUAGCAUUACUGAUUUUGGGCAGCAUGUGUUUACAAACAUGUGUUGUUUUUCAUUCUCAGACCGAUCCAGGACAAUAGGCCACUUUGUUUAGCAUAAAUAAUCUACAUUUGAAAACGAACUGUACCUUUUUAAACUCAGACAAGAAAUAAAGAAUCAGAGUUAUUUUGUGACCCGAACUGUAUAGAUGUUUAACUAGCGCAACAGGCGCAAAUAAAAAUCAAUACCAGCGAAAAGGGACUGUUUCUCUUUCCGUCUUUAGCUUCCAACAAGAUAAGCGUGUCAGAUGUUUCCAUCCGAGCCUUAUGAGUUAUGUUUAGAUAAGACCCAAGCGAGAGCACCGGGCCACCCAAGGGUUGCUAGUUUGAUCAAGUGCGGCCCAGAUAGGGAGCCAGACAAAAAUAAAUAUUUACUGACGGCAAUUAGCUAAGUUAGGUUUGUGCCUUAUCGCAUGAAAUGUGCGAAGGGCCGAAAAAGGAAAAGGCGUGAAAACCACAGCGUUUAUUUAGAUUCCCAUGUGGGAGUCAAAACCUAAUUGCUAACCGCAUGGUCUCGCGCCUUACCGCGUGAGAGCGAAGAGUCGAAGACCAAAUAGGACGCUGAACGAAUGCGUUUAAGCGAUAAGCGGCAUUUAUGACGCACGCAAAUUAGAGCAUAUGUUUGUUUGGGAUCCUACGCGGUGGCGUAGUGGAGGAAGAGAAAACAGAAAUUUCCACGCUGGUAGAUUAGAUUAGGACCGCACGAAAUAGGCGGGUAAAUUAUUAUCAGGAUGUUUGUUGACAUCCUAAAUAUGAACAAGGGCAUACACGCCAAUACGCUAGAACAACUUAGGGAAAAAUAAUCAGGCAUAUGUUUACGACAGGCGUAAACAUGCGCAAAGCACACUAAUUUGUUUAGGUCCCGUCUUCUUCGGCGCACCAGAGAUAAGCGCGAAUGACGGGAGACGCAUAGGACCGCAAACAAGUGGAAAAGGUUCCAUGCGGUAAAUACAGAUAACCGAUAUAUUUCGGUUAUCUGAAUAGGAAACAGCUGGGAAAAAUCCCACGCUGAGAAAUUCGGAGGCAGAUAACCACGUGGUUGGUUAUCUGUGAGAAUAGGAAAGGGAGAUUGUUCUCUCCCUUAAAAAACAUGUAUAUAUAGUUUA